Molecule: messenger RNA, 2394 nt
Organism: Daktulosphaira vitifoliae (grape phylloxera)
Lineage: Eukaryota; Metazoa; Arthropoda; Insecta; Hemiptera; Phylloxeridae
Exons: 4
Coding region: 354-2369 (671 amino acids)
Biological process (GO): viral genome replication
Source: RefSeq, a predicted model, not a curated record
AACUGAUGCUCUGGGCGGACGCGCGGAUACGGCUGAUCGGUCACUCCGCCCAUACCGCCACCUGUGGCAGUGAAUGUACACUACACUGUCGUCGUGUCGUCGUCGUCGAAACCUAUGAAGGUUUGAGCAAGCAUCCAGCAUGAUUAAUAAAUGCAGGUGAAUGCACUCGUUAAUGCAAAUGCGUUUAUGAGUUCCUGGUGCGAAUACCGCGUAUAUAAAUACGAUAACGACUCGUUGGUAAAUCAGUGUAUUCACACACUUGCGCUCUUGCUAUUUCUCUUGUGUUUUGUAGUACGUAAACACUUUUUUUGACUUUACAAUUUUACUUGUAUUUUUUUUUACGAUAAAUAAUAAUGAACAAUUCUAUCGAAGACAGCAGUUCAGCAGCCGCAGCAGCUCAAGAAUCGCAAGAGAUUUUCGAUUCGUCCAACGACGAAGUCUUGGACGUUUUUACACAGGAGAAUCCACGUUCAGAGGUAGAAUCGGCGAAACGCGAACUCUUUGUCGAUCCUUGUUGGUCCGAAGAGGUUCGUACAUAUAAAAACCUGUUCUUGCAUUCGGCAUGGAAAGACGUGAAGGAGUUGAUGGGCAAACAAGAAACGAUGGACGUAACAGACUUGAUAAUGGCUUUGUCGGCGUGUUUGCACGUCUCCGGCGACGCCGAGUUGUUGCCAGUCCAUAUCCUUCUGUUGUAUCUGGCCAACAAUUAUCAUUAUGGGACAAUAACUCCAAUGGGACUAACCAAGUUAUUGCAGAAGUUUCCACCACCUCAGCUUUGGAAAGACACUAUAGUACAGACGGCUCUNACAGUUAUGGAAAGACACACAAGUACAGACGGCUCUCUCCACCUCAACCGGCACUAUCUCGCUCCUGGAGGCCCUGCGUGGCGCGGCGGCGCAAUUCUCGAGGACAUUGACAACUGGCUGGCAGAACAAGCCAUUGGUGGACUUGAUUCUAUCGUGGAGGACCUGGAGAGAGGAUUGCGUUACUGCAUCACGCGGGGCUCGAAUGUCGACAUUGUCAUCAUUGCGAGGCAUGAUGACCACAUCCACGUCAACCACGUCUGCACCAGCUCCAACUCCAGCUGCAGAUGUUCAUGGUUGCGUGGAAGUGAGUCCUACAGGACGUUCCGAAAACCACAAUUGGCGCGAAAUGUUCGAGCGGCUGACAUCGACACCGCGGGAUGGACGAAUGUCCUACGAUAUUUCACUAGCGGUGGCCGACGUGUCGAGCGCCUUAUCGUUGGAAGUCGAACCCGACGAUCUCCUGUGGGAGCUGAAAUGUUACAGGAGACGGGACGUCCGCGGUCUAGACAAGUCGGAAUGGUGGAAGAGGGCUCAUCUGAAAAUGACGGGAACUUGUGCGGAGAGCCUUUCGGAGCAGGGUCGGCUGAUAGACCGGUUGGUUGCCUCAGUGACGCGGCAGUUGUCCGACAACCCGGCAACGCGCCGCAAGAAGCUCGUCAAGUACGACAAGAGAUAGUCGACCUGCUCCUCAAGACUGGCGGUUCUGCUGACGGCACUAUUCUUAAAGGUCGUAAACGAAAACAAAGGGAAAUAGAGAUUUUAAUUAGACUGUACCCUACAUGCCCCAUUAAUGCGGUUAAUAAAACAUUAGAAUUCAUUAAUAAUAUUCAUACUAAAUAUAUUCCUGGUUCCGAUAAAGAUCUAGCCGUAAUUAUUAAAAAUUGGUCCGUCAUAUUGAAUCAGUGGAGCGUACAACAGUUUUGGGAUUAUUAUUCUUCACCGGGUGUUCGGCCGUAUUUUAACUUGUACGCAUUUACAAACUGUAAGUCGUCAUUUUAUUAUACACCGGCCGAGUCGUUGGAAAUCGCCGUCCAACUACUACACUUUCAGUUCGACGGCGAUCUCGAACGAAUACAUAAAUUUAUGUACGAUUUAUUCGAUGUGGUGGAGAAGAACGUUCCAAAACGUAAUACGCUUUCUGUAUUAUCGCCCCCAAAUGCCGGUAAAAAUUUUUUCUUCGACGCUGUAUGUUCCUAUUUUUUAAAUUACGGCAUUAUUUCAACGCUCAACAAACACUCGCCGUUCGGUUAUCAAGACAUGGACAACAGGCGGCUAGUUCUAUGGAACGAACCCAACUACGAGUCCAACGAGACCGAAACGCUGAAAAUGUUGUUGGGCGGUGAUAGUGCUAAAAUUCGAGUAAAAUAUUUGGGGGAUCAGGACAUACAGGGUCCUCCAGUAAUUAUUCUCACUAAUCACUUUAUUCCUUUGUUUUCUGAUCCGGCCUUUGAGAGUAGAAUUUGUCAGUACGAAUGGAAGGCUGCACCUUUUCUGCGACAAUACAAAGGAAAACUUAACCCGAAAAUGUUUUACUUACUUUUACAGAAAUUUAAAUUAUUAUAAAUGUGUAUAUAUAUGUAAAUAAUAA